AGUUUUUUUUAAUGAAUGGAGGGGAAAUAUGACAUCUGCAGCAGCAAAAUGCCUUUUAUUUGUCUAUUUUUGUUUGAUGACAUUGCUGAUUGAUCAAAGCAUUGAAAUGUGCACGAGUGGCAAGGUAAAUCAGGUUUACACCUGUCUGGAGGCUUGCUGGAAUCGGAUUCGCUGCUUCAUGUAAUGUGGGGGGAGUUAAGGGGGAUGUUUGGAAGCAUGCACUUGGAAAGCAAGACUUCCAGAAGUAGACUGAUAACAGAUAUCAAGCUCAGCACUUCUGUCAACUUCAACACCAGUCACGCCAGCUUUUAGAUUAAAUAUGCAUAUUGUUUUCCAUUAAAUAUAUGUAUAUUUUCAGUUGAUUGUUCAUUGUUUACCAGGACGAGAGGAACACUGGUUUUUAAAUAUGUGGCUGAUUUUAUCAAUGUGUGCACUGGUUAAAGCUUUCCAUGCGGACUUCUCGGAAACAGGAUCUGGUUCUGCGGACUCAGAGAGAUUCAACACACAUCUGAACAUGUUUACACAAAGAGUGGAUUUGCUUGAGCAGCUUUCUGGUUUGGUAUCAAACAGCAGAAACGUUAGCCUCUAUGAGGAGGAUCAAGGUUGCCCAGUGCUGGACAUUGGCCUGUACUCCACACUCACUAUGCCCAGCCAUGAAGCAUUUGGAUCAAGCUUUGCAGAUGAGUUCAGUGUGCUGAUUCAACUGCGAAGCUCUCAGGACGUCGAGCGAAGUCUGUUGACUUUGCUGAACUUCUACAAUCACAUUUUACUCCAGAUCCGAAUUGGCCCACACAGCAUCACCUUCAUCACCACUCAACGCCGGGACUAUGAGUUUUCAGUGUCAGGACUGGCAGACUCGCAGUGGCACUGGAUCUCGAUUGGGGUUGCGUUUGAAUGGCUGGCUGUAUAUGUGGACUGCGUGCUGGUGGAGAAAGUCAGCUGGAUGUACCCGUACAUGGGCAUCACUACAGAUGGUCUACUUAUGGUCGGCGGCAUCCUGGAAGGGUUUGAGACCCCUUUUGAGGGAGAGCUGAGACAGAUGACCUUCAUAAUGGGAGAUGCAAAUGCUGCCAAGGAUCAUUGUGAGCUUCAUCAGCAUAUGUGUGGACACAGCCUUUUUAAGAUGGAAAGUAGCGCUGAGGGCCCUUUGCCACCCUCAGCUGGCUCAACAGCAGACACAACGUUCACAUCAGAUCCCUCCACUGCCACAGAUGACACAGCCAAUAUGCAUUCAGUUCCCGAGCUCAGGCCUGAACCCAGAGAAUCACAUGGUUUGAACUCCAGUGUCUCUCAAAAAUGGGCCAUUUCUUCUCAUCCGAACAGAACUUCUUCAAAGCAGUCGGUCCGUGGCUUUGUGGUGGUGGAUGAGUCUGAGCGCCUCGCGUCUCCUGUCGUAAGCACACAUAGCAGGUUUAAGGACACCAAGGACAAAAAGAUCCAGUCCACCACCUUCAAAUCAUCAGAGACUUUCACAACUCAAAAACUGAAAGCUGAUUUGAGUAAAGGUCGUCUGGAGCAGCACCAUUUGAAGCCGUCUGGGGACAUCUCUGAGCUGGAUUCUAGCUUAAAUGUAAAGACGUCAGCUGGUCAGAAGGAUCUGCUCAGGCCCACAGUCCAUCCCGAGUUAAACCAGUUGACUGAAGAAGGUUUCUUACUUUCCUCACAGAGCAUCUCUGGGUACUCUAGUCAAGUAGUUAAACAGCCUUCGGUCGAUGUUUCCUCACAAAAAGGAUAUGAAAUGCUUAUAGGCACUGUAAGAGCUGACAACAAGUUUUCAAGAGUUAUCCGUAAACAUGGAGAUGUUAUAUUAGGCAAGGAUGGAAGAAGAUACAGACUUCUCAGUGGACCUCCAGGGCCUGUUGGACCACCAGGGAAAAGAGGUUGUGCAGGUAAUAGAGGAUAUAUUGGAUACAAGGGUGAUAAGGGAUCUCAAGGUGUCCAGGGAAUGGAUGGGCUAAGAGGCAUACAAGGACCUCCAGGGCCUCCGGGACUCCCAGCCUUGUACCUUUGGAGGAACACAGAUGAGGAUUGGGCUGCAUUCAGGAGGACACCUUAUUACCAGUUGCUGGCUGCUGGGUGGCCUAGAGAGACUGGACAACCUGGACCAAUGGGAGAGACAGGGAGACCUGGUUUACCUGGUUUACCUGGAGACCCAGGCCAGUCAGGACCACCAGGACGGAGAGGUGAUAUGGGUGGCAUGGGACCAAAGGGUGUUCGAGGCCGUGCAGGGACUCAAGGAAGAGAUGGACGGAAAGGUCUGGAUGGCAUAAGAGGAUCUCCAGGGAUUCCUGGCUUACAGGGUCCUCGUGGUUACAAAGGUGACACAGCUCCCCCUGGUGAAAAAGGAGAGGAGGGUUUCCUUGGUGCUCCUGGGCCAAGAGGGGAUAAAGGACAGACUGGCCAAAAGGGAUCAAAGGGAGAAAUGGGGUUUACUGGGUUUUCUGGGCCUCCAGGAUUUGUUGGUUUACAAGGUGUUGAAGGAAUUCCAGGGCAACCUGGUCCUAAGGGGGAUCCUGGACAUGAUGGAAAGCGUGGUCCUGCAGGCACUGUGGGAGCACCAGGGGCUACAGGACUGGUUGGUGCGCAAGGUGUUAAUGGCUCAGAAGGGGAUGCUGGACCUGCUGGUCCUAUUGGACGUAAAGGCCCACAGGGGCCUAGAGGAACUGAUGGAAUCAGAGGCCCACCUGGUCAGCCUGGAUUACAGGGACUUCCAGGUCAGGGUGGUCCACAGGGUCUCAAAGGUGACAUAGGUAAAGAGGGUCCAGUAGGAAACAGAGGGCUACAAGGCAUUGAAGGGCCUAUGGGUAUGACUGGAGAUCCAGGUCCAAAAGGCUUUCCAGGUGUCACAGGCAAUAGGGGCCCGGAUGGAGAGAAGGGUGAAGAAGGACCCAAGGGGAAAAAAGGUCCACGAGGAGCACCAGGCAUCAUGGGUCCUCAAGGCGAGAGGGGUCAGUCAGGCCUCACUGGAUUACCUGGUGUCAAAGGUCAACCAGGGGCUGCAGGGAUCCAGGGUAUAGAUGGUGAAGUGGGUCCUCAGGGAAUGCUGGGAAAAGAGGGUCAGAAGGGCAGCAGGGGUGAACCUGGUGGUAAUGGAAGAACAGGAUCAAAAGGAUCCAGAGGUCGAGCAGGCCAACAUGGUCCUCCUGGUAUACCUGGAAUAGUGGGAUUACGAGGUUCAGUUGGUGCUGAGGGACCAGAAGGAAAGCCUGGUACACAGGGUGUUUCUGGUUCUGUCGGAAACCCAGGAGAUAAAGGACCCCACGGCCUGAGGGGUGUGAUUGGAGAACCAGGAAAGCAAGGUCCUUCAGGCUCACAGGGCCCACCUGGACGACCAGGCCAAGAUGGUUCUCAAGGCCCUCCUGGUGAAAAGGGCUUCACUGGAAAAGCUGGCUUGGCAGGUGCUCAGGGGCCUGUAGGCAUGUAUGGCUAUCCAGGAGCCAUCGGCCUUCGUGGACCGCCAGGACACACAGGAGAAAGGGGUGAACCUGGCAUUAGGGGACCAUUAGGACCACCAGGGAAAAGAGGACCACCUGGUUUAGCUGGCCCAGCUGGAGAGAGAGGCUCACGUGGACCCCCGGGUCGCCAAGGAGAAACUGGACCUACGGGCUUCCAAGGACUGCCUGGGCCCUCUGGACUGCCAGGUGCUGAAGGUGUAACUGGAAAGCAAGGACCCCCAGGCAGCCUGGGGCCUCAGGGGUCAAAGGGAAAACAAGGACCAAUUGGAUUGCCAGGCUCACCAGGAUCAAGUGGAAUGAUUGGUCAGACAGGAGAGAAAGGGGAGCAGGGAGUGCCAGGACCUGCAGGUGACCCUGGAUCUGUUGGACUGUAUGGGCCACAGGGCCAUCCUGGUCGAGUUGGUUUAGAGGGUCCAACAGGGUCAAAGGGGGAUGUUGGAUCACCUGGACCCAAGGGAAAACCUGGUCCAAAUGGGUUUCAGGGAGAACAGGGGCCUCAGGGCUCUCAGGGUGUUCUAGGUGCUCCAGGACCUCGUGGCAAAGAGGGAGGUAUUGGACCUCCUGGUAUAACUGGAAACCAGGGCCCCAAAGGACAAAAGGGUGACCCUGGACAUCGAGGAUUCUCUGGCCAACAAGGUCCUCCUGGACUUUUGGGGGAUGGAGGAGAGCGUGGACUAAAAGGGAAUAAAGGCUACCUCGGAUCACAGGGUCAAAAUGGUUUAAUGGGAAAGAUUGGUCCAUCUGGAUUAAUGGGUCUAGAGGGUUUGAUGGGUCUUCGGGGACCACCAGGAGCAAACGGCCCACCAGGCCCAAAGGGUGAAACUGGAUCACCAGGACCGAAUGGAUAUCCAGGAGAUCAAGGCAAUCAGGGGCUGGCUGGCCGGAGGGGUUUACAAGGGGUUAUGGGGAAGGCAGGACCUCUGGGAGUCGUGGGUCCAAAAGGCCCCCAGGGCUUAAUGGGCCCAAAGGGUUUCCCAGGACAAGAGGGACCUAAAGGUGAACCAGGAAGACGAGGACCGCCUGGGCUGAAAGGUCCACCAGGUCUAACUGGUAAUAAUGGACCCUCUGGAUUUCCUGGAAAAGAGGGUCUUCCAGGAGAAUUAGGACCUGAUGGCCCUGUUGGCCCUCCAGGACCACAAGGUCCAAAAGGCAAACCUGGGCCUCAAGGAAGAAAUGGACCAAAAGGCCAAAAGGGAAAUGAUGCACGUAAGGGGUCUUCUGGAAAGACUGGGCAUGCUGGAAGGAGAGGGAAAGCAGGAAAAGCUGGUCCGAGGGGUCUUAGAGGACCAAAAGGACAUAAGGGCCAGCAGGGUGCACAGGGAAACACUGGACCUCCAGGCAGACAAGGACAAUAUGGUCUACCAGGCAUUCGAGGACAGAAAGGAGAGAACGGUGCAAAAGGCUUUGAGGGAGAGAAGGGGGAUCGUGGGCUGCUCGGUCCUCCAGGGGGAGACGGACUGAAGGGAAAUCGAGGCCUGCAGGGGGUGAAAGGGAGACCAGGACCAAAGGGAGAGCAGGGAGAUAUUGGUCCAACAGGUCAAAGAGGGACACCGGGUCUACCAGGCAUGCCUGGUCUGUUUGGAGAAAAGGGUUUAAAAGGAUAUCCAGGACUUACUGGUCCAAAAGGAAAGCGAGGACGUCAAGGCCCGCCAGGUCUUCCGGGUCCGCCAGGCUUAUCUCUAAACCUAACACUGACUCAGCUAAAAGACCUCAUGUACCUCUCAGACAAGCCCAACUAUCCUCUUCUCAGAACGCUGCUGGACUCCCUUCAGCAAGACCUGCGCUUCUUCAUUGAUCCUCCAGACGGCAGCAAAGAUCAUCCGGCCACAAGCUGCCUGGAGCUGAUGAUCACUUUUCCAAACCUAACCAGUGGGAUGUAUUACAUCGACCCCAAUCAAGGCAGUUCUGCUGAUGCUUUAUGGGUUUAUUGUAACCUCAGUGAAGGACAGACAUGUUUGUCUCCUCUGCAGCCACAGAUGCCCAUAAGAUCCUGGCUGAAAGAUGGCACGUCAGACUCAUUCACGUGGUUGAGCACUAUAGAUGGCGGCUUUCAGUUUGAUUACACAGAGACCAGUGUGGUGCAAAUGCGAUUCCUCCGACUGAACAGCAGGAUUGUAAAGCAGAACAUCACAUUUUCAUGCCAGUCAAACAGCCACCAGGGCUUCAAUGAAAGAGACAUAAAGUUCCUCGCUGACUCGAGAAGACAGAGCUUCUUGGGAACGUUACUGGAUUGUGAACCUUCAGGGCCGCUGGAUUCGGGCCCUCGGGAGUCUGUCUUUCAGUUUGAGACUGAAGACCUGGACCUUUUACCAAUCAGAGAUCUGGCUUUAUUUGGCCACAGGGAAACGGCAGAAGAGUUUUGGUUUACUGUAGGAGACGUGUGCUUCAGCUAAAACACACACACACUCUCAUUUGAGGACUGCUGGACUGAAUGCUGAGCUCUAAUCCAGUCACUCUGCUGACAAACGUAGAACAACAAGCUAAAAAUCAGGACUUACCUUAAUUUACUGGGGCCGGAUUCAUGACAGUAGUCUUAAAGGGAAAGAUGACCCCUUCACUCAACUUUCUUUGGCUUAUUCCCUGCUCUAUCAGUGGUCGCCACAGAGGAAUGAACCGUUACUUACUCUGGCAUAUGUUUUACCAGAGGAUACCCUUCCUGCCACAACCCAGUGCUGGGAAAGACCCAUAAACUCUCUCAUUUAAACACUCAUACACUAUGGCCAAUUUUUUAAAUCUAAUUCACUGAGUAAAAAAUAUCUGUUAAUUAACCAGCACUGUAUUUUGUGAUUCACAAGUGUUUUACAGUUAUGAGUUGCAUUAUUGGACUUUGAUCUCUGCUCUGUCGACUUUUGAUGUUGAAAAUUCAACUCUACAGUUUAACAAAGUGACUUA
This is a messenger RNA of Danio rerio (zebrafish), 6347 nucleotides long. Lineage: Eukaryota; Metazoa; Chordata; Actinopteri; Cypriniformes; Danionidae. The record is from RefSeq and is a predicted model, not a curated record.